Messenger RNA from Salmo salar (Atlantic salmon), 674 nucleotides. RefSeq names its product musculoskeletal, embryonic nuclear protein 1a (gene mustn1a). Lineage: Eukaryota; Metazoa; Chordata; Actinopteri; Salmoniformes; Salmonidae. Gene Ontology annotation, cellular component: nucleus. The record is from RefSeq and is a predicted model, not a curated record. Gene Ontology annotation, biological process: tissue regeneration; chondrocyte differentiation; chondrocyte proliferation.
GGGAUCUUUUAUUCGUCCUUGAGGAGUUGCUUUAAAAGAAGGCAAGAUCGUUCCAACUGUAGAGCAGAUCACGUCAUUCACUCCCUAAUGAUACACCACCCUGAGAACAAACAGACCCAGAGAACGUGAGAGAGAAGAAAGAAGGGAGGAGUCCACUGAGUCAUCUACUGGGCCUGCGGACAGACUUAUAGCUCACUGGAGAGUUAGUGUGUGUGUGUUGGCCUGCACUGCAGAGAGGGAGAAAGAGCGCAGCAGUCAUUCUGACCACAACAGUCUUUAUCCAGGAGAAUCAUCCACUACUUCACAGUCAGUCACCAUGUCUCAGCCCGAAGAGGGGGAGGAGGGACAGCUGAAGCGUCCUGAGGUGAGCGAGGAGGAUCUGAUCGGAGCGAAGGAUAACCUGAGCUCCAAAGGAAAGCUGAAGGGCAAGACCAUAGAAGUGAUGGAUGAGUGUGAGCGUGCGGGUAAAGUCGCCCCUUCUGUGUUCAGUGGAGUGCGUUCAGGGAGAGAGACCGCCUUCAACAAGCCCCAGGCUCGACAAAUCAAGAAGUAGCAGAGGCAGCAAAGCCACUUCUUAUACUCCAGCCUGGCCUAUAUUUAAAACCACACUUGUGACUGAAUGGGCCUUAUGGUCAAGUAUUUCUUAACUUUUUAAUAAAAAGCUUGAACCCUCA